AUGUCGCGAUGCAACCCAACACAUUGGAGCUUCGACAUUGAUCGAUUCCUCAACCCCUUCGUGCCGCCGCCACCGUGGAAUUAUAUCCCAUAUCCCAUCGCGCAUUUCUUCGGACACCGCAAAAGCAAGCCAGACAAUGUCGGCAACCUCGUCCCGACCUUCUGGGCCUGCAUCGGUGUCUUCUGCGGCGUCGCCGUCGUGGCGAAGGUCUCACAACAAAUACCCUCCUUCAGAGAACAUGGCGCCCCUAUCAUCGUCGGAAGCUUUGGCGCAGCCGCCGUCUUAGAGUUCUACUCCAUCGAAUCACCUCUCGCUCAGCCCCGCAACUCAGUCCUCGGACAGCUCCUUGCCGCGCUCGUGGGGGUCGCCAUCUGCAAGCUGUUCCAGCUGAGCCCGCACUUCGAGGAGAUACGCUGGCUGGGAGGCGCCCUGUCCUGCGCCCUCGCGACCACCGUAAUGGCGCUUACGAAGACGGUGCAUCCCCCUGCUGGCGCGACGGCGCUGCUGGCCGUCGUGGACGACGGGGUUGUCCAUCUGGGAUGGUUCUUGGUGCCCAUCGUGAUGCUUGGCUGUGUCGUAAUGCUUGCCACCGCGCUAAUCAUUAACAAUAUCCAACGGCGCUUCCCGAUGUAUUGGUGGACACCCGAGGACGUUCGGUUGCACCGUGUGCCGUGGAGACGGCGGCGGGUCGACGAGGAAAACCAGGAGAAGGUCGUGAAAGAAGAGGCGGCGGACGAGGCGGACUCCAGUGGCAGGAGUGACACUACCAUGAAGCCUGACCCGGUUUUGAUUAUGAGGCCUGGGGAAGUUAUCGUCCCCGAACACAUGUUCAUCACACCUGAAGAGAAGGUGUUCUUGGAGCAGCUGAGUCAACGGCUGUGA
This is a messenger RNA of Colletotrichum karsti, 882 nucleotides long. RefSeq names its product hpp family protein. The coding region runs from base 1 to 882 and encodes 293 amino acids. The record is from RefSeq and is a predicted model, not a curated record. The transcript has 2 exons. NCBI's taxonomy places the organism in Eukaryota, Fungi, Ascomycota, Sordariomycetes, Glomerellales, Glomerellaceae.